Messenger RNA from Panicum hallii, 1148 nucleotides. RefSeq names its product F-box protein At5g67140. Gene Ontology annotation, biological process: SCF-dependent proteasomal ubiquitin-dependent protein catabolic process. NCBI's taxonomy places the organism in Eukaryota, Viridiplantae, Streptophyta, Magnoliopsida, Poales, Poaceae. The transcript is spliced from 5 exons. Gene Ontology annotation, molecular function: protein binding. Bases 154 to 855 code for a protein of 233 amino acids. Gene Ontology annotation, cellular component: SCF ubiquitin ligase complex. The record is from RefSeq and is a predicted model, not a curated record.
CCGGACGCGGCCGAGCCGAGAAUUCCACGCCGCGCCCGCGUCCACUCGUGUCGCGUCGCGUCGCGCUGCACGCAUCAGCGUCACGUGACGGUGGCGGCGACGUCUGGCGCUACAAGAAGCCCCGCCCGGCUUUCCCAGCGUCGAGCGAGAGAGAUGGAGCAGCAGCAGCGCGACGGCGAUGGCGGCGCGGCGGAGGCGGACAUCGAGCGGCUCCCCGCCGACCUCCUCGCGCACGUCCUCUCCCUCCUUCCCACCUUCCGCGACCUGUCCAUGGCGGGGGGAGUGAGCCGGAGGUGGCGCCGGGCGGUGGAGCGGUCGCUGGCGUCGCGGCGGCGGCUGAGCUUCGCGGGGCAGCGCACCGGCGACGACACCGCCGCGCGCCUCGUCCGCGCCGCCGUCAACCUCCGCGACCUCGACAUUUCACGAAGCUGCUGGGGCUGCCAAAUCACCGACGAAGGCUUGAUCAAGAUUUCUUCCGCGGAUUGCGUCGGGAACCUCACGUCCAUAUCGUUGUGGGGAUUGGCUGGAAUUACAGACAAGGGCGUUGUUCAGCUGGUUUCAAGGGCUUAUUCUCUUCAGCACCUGAAUAUUGGUGGGACAUUUAUCACAGACGAAUCACUGAAUGCAGUCGCAAAUAGCUGCACAAAUCUGAAGAGCAUCAUCCUGUGGAGCUGCCGCCACGUGACGGAGGCCGGGCUGGUGGCGCUGGUGAACAAGUGCCGGCGGCUGGAGUGCAUCAACGUGGGCGGCAUGCGGGUGCCGCCGGAGAGCUUCGUGGGCCUGCUCUCCAUCAGCCCCGCCCUGCGGAUCAGGUCCAUCCCCCAGAUCCUCAACGCCGGGCUGCAGGUCUCUUGAUGCCUGUCUGUCCACGGACAAGCUAGGAUCACCAAGCCAGCCAUGAGCCCAUCACUGGAUCAUGGCAAGAAUUGUCAGAAGGGAUACAUGAAAGGAUCAAUUGUUUGUUCACUUGUUUGUGUUGUCUUGAUUGUUACUCCAAAAAAAAUUGAUUGUAUCUUAAAAUUGUACCAUCAUGACAGGCACAAAGUAAAUGGUACCAUCAGAACCACAGAUUGUGCUAGUAAGGGCAUACAUGUGCUAUGAACCAUAUAUCAUACAUAUAAAGUUUAGUAAGUUACAGUGCAUUUAUA